UAUAUCGUCCCUGUAUACAUUCCUCUCUCUCUCUUCGCUCUUUCGUUCUCUCUAUAAAUCUCCAAAAUCUAUUCUCGACAGAUAACCUCCGUCACUGAUUUACCGUCGAACGCCGUCGAUUCGUUGAGCGGUGAAGAAAGGUGAAUUUUCAGGAGGUUCGGAUAUUAUUUUACGUGUAUCUGAGAGGAACUGACAUGGCGCCGGCAGCCGGCGUUUCUCCAGUGUCGGAUCGAGUGCCGGUGAUGAUGCCGGCAGCGGCGGUACAGCCUACGGCCUUGAUGUCCGAGGCAUUCGCGAAGGAUGCGAUAAUCUCGUGGUUCCGAGGUGAGUUCGCCGCAGCGAACGCGAUCAUCGAUGCAUUGUGUGGUCAUUUGUCCCAGUUUGAAGGUGGACGAUGUGAGUAUGAGUCGGUGUUUGCGGCUAUACAUCGACGCCGGUUGAAUUGGAUCCCGAUUCUUCAGAUGCAGAAGUAUUUUUCUAUCGCCGAUGUGACGCACGAGCUACAGAAAGUUGCGGAGGUGAAAGAGAAGUUAAGAAGCGUUGAGAAGAUCGUGGAAGAAAAUGUUUCUUCGCCUGUGAUAGAGACGAAACGUGAGAUUUUGGAAGAGAAAUCCAUGGACGUCGAUGGAAACGGCGUUGGUGAGGUUGUUGAUGAUGAUUUCGCCAAUGAUAAUUCGCCAAAGAGCGGGAUUACUGAUGCAGGAUCUGAGCAACCGGAUAUGGUGGUGGAACAGGAAAGCACUGAGAUAUGCUCAAACCAACAAGAUUGGGAAGCACGACGUGCCGAAAUCAAGAUGACUAAAGGAUUUGUAGCCAAAGAAUCCGUCAAAGGCCAUAUGGUGAAUGUUGUGAGAGGGUUGAAGAUGUAUGAAGACAUACUGAACAAAAGCGAGCUAUCUAAGUUGACUGAAUAUGUAACUGAACUCCGAGUUGCUGGCCAAAAUGGUGAACUCUCAGGUGAGACGUUUAUCAUGUACAACCAACAAUCCAAAACAAUCAAAAGAGAGCUCAUUCAGUUUGGUGCUCCUAUUUUUGGACAGAUUAAAGAUGAUGCUUCAACUAAAUCACAAGAAAGCAACAUCGACCCGAUUCCCGCUCCUCUUGAAGGUGUCAUUGAUCAUCUAAUCCAAUUCCACCUCAUUUCAGAAAACAGACGUCCAAACAGUUGUAUCAUUAACUUUUUCGACGAGGGAGAAUUUUCACAGCCUUUCUUGAAGCCACCUCACCUAGAGCAACCAAUCUCAACUCUUCUUCUAUCCGAAUCAACAAUGGCUUUUGGACGUACUCUAGUCUGCGAUAACGAUGGAAACUACAAAGGACCGCUCAUGCUUUCUCUAAACCAAGGGGCACUCCUAGUGAUGCGAGGAAACAGCGCUGACAUGGCACGCCACGUCAUGUGUCAAUCUCCGACUAAAAGAAUAAGUAUCACAUUUUUCAAAGUGCGAAUGGAAGAUAGAAACCCCCCACCAAAAGACCAUCAAAUUCCAAUGUCUGGAGCGAUGACAGUAUGGCAGCCAAACGUUCCAACUCCAUUGAUCACACAAAACGGAUACGAAUCGAUCCAUGUUCUCCCGAAAUGGGGUGCGAUCCGGGCCCCACAGCUUCUAAUGUUGGCACCGGUUCGACCAAUGGUAAUGAGCCCACGAAGGCUGCCACGUGGCGGUACAGGUGUUUUCUUACCGUGGAACGGUGGGUCCAGAAAACCUGCGAAACAUCUACCGCCACGUGCUCAGAGAGGACGGCUCCUUGCACUCCCGCCACCGUCCCCUGAGCCACAUAAAAUGGACCGAACCCCUGAUUCGGGCUCGGGCAUCACUGUGGCUUGAAAGAUGUUGUGGUCUUUGGUUCUUUUUUUAAAGACAAGUAGUUUGUUUGUGGUUGUUUGGAGUUUGAUUUAUAGUGUACAACAAGGCCUUUUGGUGUUUGAGAGAUGAGUUUUUGGGGAAAUAGGUUUUUAUCCGUUGUUCCCGAUUUCAAUCAACUUAGAGUUACUUUUAGAGGUAGUAUUUAAAAGCUUUGAAGUUAACAAAGUGUGAAUUGUUUUUUUU
Molecule: messenger RNA, 2048 nt
Organism: Lactuca sativa (garden lettuce)
Lineage: Eukaryota; Viridiplantae; Streptophyta; Magnoliopsida; Asterales; Asteraceae
Product: oxidoreductase, 2OG-Fe(II) oxygenase family protein
Biological process (GO): mRNA catabolic process
Molecular function (GO): mRNA binding; demethylase activity
Source: RefSeq, a predicted model, not a curated record